AAAAAUUCGGUAAAUUUUUUUUGAAGCUAGAAAUCAAGUCUUCAUAUUCAACUCAAUUUAAAUUUCAUCCCAUCAACAAUGAAAAUGAAGGACCAUCUAAAGAAAUGAAUUUUUUUCAAGCUAUAACUAAUGCAUUGGAUACUGUAUUAGCAAAUGAUAAAACAGCUGUGAUAUUUGGAGAAGAUGUUGCAUUUGGGGGUGUAUUUAGAUGUACUGCUGGACUUAGAGAAAAAUAUGGCAUUGAUAGAGUUUUUAAUACUCCACUAUCAGAACAAGGGAUAGCAGGAUUUGGUAUUGGAUUGGCUGUAGCUGGAGCUAAGGCCAUUGCAGAAAUUCAAUUUUCAGAUUAUAUCUUUCCAGCAUUUGACCAAAUAGUAAAUGAAGCCGCCAAAUACAGAUAUAGAUCUGGUGGUGAUUGGUGGUUAAGAGGGGGGUUGAUUAUCCGAACACCUUGCGGAAGUGUUGGACAUGGAGCACUCUAUCACUCACAGAGCAAUGAAGCUUUUUUCUCCCAUGUUCCAGGUUUAAAGGUCGUUAUACCAAGAGGUCCCACAACCGCUAAGGGUCUUUUAUUAGCUUGCGCCGAUGACAAAAACCCUUGCAUAUUUUUGGAACACAAAUCCCUCUACAGAGCGGCAGUUGAGUCAGUUCCGAUCAAAGAUGAUUAUCGGGUGGAAUUGAGCAAGGCCGAAGUAAUCAAGAAAGGUAGUGACGUAACCCUAUUGGCCUGGGGCACUCAGUUACACGUGAUGCUGGAGGUGGCCGAAAUGUGUUCGAGUCAACACGGCAUACAGGCCGAAGUUAUCGAUCUCCAAACUAUUCUCCCGUGGGACAAAGACACCAUUUUCAAAAGCGUUUGCAAAACGGGGCGAUUGAUCAUAUCGCACGAAGCACCAGUGACCUCGGGUUUUGGUGCCGAAAUAGCUGCUGAAGUACAAAAAGAAUGCUUCUUAAAUCUUAAAGCGCCGGUACAAAGGGUAUGCGGGUACGACACGCCUUUCCCACUCAUCUUUGAACCUUUUUAUUUGCCCGAUAAAUACAAGUGUCUUCAAGCCGUCAAAGAAAUCAUGCAAUAUUGAUUUUUUUUACUAGAUAAAAAAGGGGGAACUUUAAAUUAGGAACCAAAAUAUUAUAUUUAAAAGCGAUCAGUCAAAACUCUAGAUUUUUUAAAGUAUAAAAUGCUAUUUAAGGUCUUAAUUAGAUUUUUUCAAACAAUGGUUUCCUGAUUUUGCUUAACACCUCCCCUAAAAUUCUAAAUAAGUUCUGUGAUCGUAUUAUUAUAAACAGUAUUUUAUUUAUGAUAAUAUAAUUUAUAAAAUAUAAACAAACGAAUGUUUUUUUUAUUAUGUUUAUCCAUCUUAGUAUCAGGUAAGGCUAAAAUAUAUAAACCGCCCAUUUUAAAUAUUAUUCCCAGUGAAAUAAAUUUUGGUAAAUAAUGGUAUUAUUACUACUAACAUUCUUUCUUAUAAUUCAAAGUAAUUCGGUUAGAAUUAUAUUCAACAAUUAACUAUAUAUAUUAUUUAUUUUUUUAAAAAGCUAUUUUAUUUUAUAUUGAACUCGUAUUUUUAUAAUAUACAG
This is a messenger RNA of Gordionus sp. m RMFG-2023, 1578 nucleotides long. RefSeq names its product 2-oxoisovalerate dehydrogenase subunit beta, mitochondrial-like. Gene Ontology annotation, molecular function: catalytic activity. NCBI's taxonomy places the organism in Eukaryota, Metazoa, Nematomorpha, Gordioida, Chordodea, Parachordodidae. Gene Ontology annotation, biological process: branched-chain amino acid catabolic process; response to nutrient. The coding region runs from base 105 to 1079 and encodes 324 amino acids. The transcript is spliced from 9 exons. The record is from RefSeq and is a predicted model, not a curated record.